CUUCUUUCUCGUCGGAGGCUAGGCAGUAGUCUCUAAAUUAUUGCGUAGCCCAGUCCUCAAAAGAUCUCGGCAUCGUACGACGGCCACGAAAAAGAAAACGGACUCCUUAUCUCGAUUCGAAAGCCUGCCAACCACUUCGGGAAAGAUUUUCAUUUCAUGGGCUUUGGUCACACAGCUCCAAAUCGCCCGCUGGCCCUCCCUGUCUUACUAUGAUAUCAAUAUCACCUUCCAAUAUGGAGAAAGUUACAGAGCAAAAGCACACAACGGAUUCGGUUGGUGUUGAAAAUCAAGGUCCAGAUUCCGAUGGACUCAUCAACGCUUCAGGUCAUCGCCAAGAGCUUGACCGAAACUUUCACUUCAUUCAUAUUGCUGGGUUGGGGAUCACUUCCGGGAACACAUGGAUUGCAAUUGGUGGUAGUGUUACUGUAGCCAUUUACAAUGGCGGACCACCAGGAGUUAUCUAUGAACUGGUUGCUGCUUCCGUCUUUUACUGGCUCAUCGCUGCAUCUAUUGCAGAGCUUGCUUCGGCAAUGCCGUCAUCUGGAGGAGUCUAUCACUGGGCCUCGGUGACAGCAGGUCCGUAUGGCAGAGUUUGUGGCUGGUUUGCUGGCUGGUGGAACUUUCUGGCCUGGAUUCUGGGCCUGACUGCCACUGCUCAAAUCGUCGCUGUACAGUGCGUGUCCAUGUAUGCUCUGUUCCACGACGGGUUUGAGAUUCAGAGAUGGCAGGUGUUUGUGGCCUAUCUUAUCUGCAUUUGGUCCUGUUGUUUCAUCACGUUGUAUGCCAACAAAGCACUUCCUAUCAUCGAAUCCAUCGGAGGUUUUUUGGUCAUCGCCGGCGUAAUUAUCACCAUUCUUGUGUGUGCUAUAAUGCCGCAUUAUAAGAGUGGGUAUGCUUCAACGAAAUUUGUCUGGCGUGAAUGGCAAAACCAGACAGGGUAUACGAGCAACGGGUUUGCGUUUUGCCUAGGGAUGCUAAACGGAGCUUUUGCUGUUGGCACCCCCGAUGUCAUCACACAUAUGGCAGAAGAGAUCCCCCAUCCAAGCAAAAACAUCCCAAAAGCCAUCUUGGCACAGUUCAUCAUCGGAUUUUUCACCGCCUUCUUCUAUCUUAUCGCCAUGUUUUACAGCAUCAACGAUCUUACAACAGUUCUAGAGAACCCGUAUCUCUUUCCGCUUGCUGAAAUCUACCGGCAAUCGACUGGGUCUGCAGGGGGCUCGCUCGGACUUCUCAUUCUGGCAUUCCUCCCCUCUCUCGUCGCGACCUUAGGAUGCUACCUGACAGCAAGCAGAGUAUUUUGGACCCUAGCCCGAGACAAAGCAACUCCUUUCCAUGGAUUCUUUGCCGUGGUAAAUCAAAAACAACGAAAUCCAUUCAACUCAAUUAUGCUAUGUGCAGUUAUUUGCACCCUUCUCGGCUGUAUCUACGUCGGAAGCCAAACAGCAUUCAACGCAUUCAUUGGGUCCUUCGUCGUACUAUCAUCGCUCUCAUAUCUAGCAGCCAUUCUCCCUCAUUUUCUCACUCGAAGAAUCAACGUCGCUCCGGGGUGGUUCUGGAUGAGAGGGGCAACUGGGUUCAUUGUCAACGGGAUAUCGUGUCUUUACAUCAUAGCUUUUAUAGUGAUCUUCUGCUUCCCAUUUGCGUUACCAUUUGAUGCGGCGACGAUGAAUUAUACUUGCUUAAUCACUGGGGGUUUAUCAGUUUUCGUAGCCAUCUUUUGGUUUUCGAGGAGUGCAGAUUAUGUUGGGCCACAAUUUGUGCCGUUGGAGAGCGCAAUUUUGGCAAAGGACGCUAUAUGAUAUCAAGAGUUCACAGGGACUUCAAAAUUUUGAAGACAAGGACGGGUAAUCCCCCGCCGUGGCACAGGUUAUGAAUUUAAUGAAAUUAUGCC
This is a messenger RNA of Hyaloscypha bicolor E, 1891 nucleotides long. RefSeq names its product amino acid transporter. The record is from RefSeq and is a predicted model, not a curated record. NCBI's taxonomy places the organism in Eukaryota, Fungi, Ascomycota, Leotiomycetes, Helotiales, Hyaloscyphaceae. The transcript has 5 exons. Gene Ontology annotation, biological process: transmembrane transport; amino acid transport. Gene Ontology annotation, cellular component: membrane. Bases 210 to 1799 code for a protein of 529 amino acids. Gene Ontology annotation, molecular function: transmembrane transporter activity.